GUUUUAUAACCCUUUUUAUGCACUCGACUUAUUUUAUGAAGAGUAUCAAGUCAAAAUGGUUUCCCAAUUUUUAAAUUCUAUUAUGUUUUCUUAAAGAGGGAGCUACUGAUGAUGAAAUGAAUUGUUUUGAUAUAAUAAACAGGGCGACUUUGAUAUGUGCAGUCAAUCAAGAUGCUGAGAAAUCAUGUAAAAAGAAGGUGGAAAUGGAAUAGCUGAGGGAUGCAAAUGAUAAGGAUGUGUUGUUUAAUUUUGACUAGGUCCAUCUUGUUUUUUGAGCAGCUUCAACAGCUUGUUGUAGAAAAUGUACCAGCGUUCAAUGAGAACCUCUGGAUAUGGCUUGCAGCUAAAAUGGAUACUUGCAAAUCAGAGGAUGACAAAGCACGUUUUGUCACCAAUUUUUUUUUGCAGAAAGACUAUGAAGAAUUGGCUUUAUUUGUAGUGAGCUUAGUGGAUCGCCUAGUCCAUAAGACUAAUGUAAUGUUCGUUUCUCUAACUGUGCUAAAACACACCCUGCACCCUAUCAUAGGAAGGUUAUUGCAGAGAAAAAUAUAUUUAGCUAUUGAUGUUCUCAAGGUAAUUUUAAAACCUGUAGUUGAUGAAAAGAAAGAGAUUUCUUGGCCUCCUAGAGAUCCCGAGGCUUUCAUUUUCAUGGAGAAAGUACGUUUUUAUUUUCUACUUGUUAUGUACACCAAAGAUCAGUCCAUCGUUAACAACUGCCCAGAGUCCUUCAUUUAUGGAUGUUGUGCUGCAUUAGGACUCUAUCUCAAUCCUGAUGGGACCAUCUUGCACCCUAAGGAAAAGAAAAACAGAAGGCCAUUUACUCAUGCAUGUCUAUAA
Molecule: messenger RNA, 837 nt
Organism: Ilex paraguariensis (yerba mate)
Lineage: Eukaryota; Viridiplantae; Streptophyta; Magnoliopsida; Aquifoliales; Aquifoliaceae
Source: the annotation of a GenBank genome assembly